This is a messenger RNA of Ruditapes philippinarum (Manila clam), 636 nucleotides long. RefSeq lists its product as uncharacterized. The coding region runs from base 190 to 558 and encodes 122 amino acids. The transcript has 5 exons. Lineage: Eukaryota; Metazoa; Mollusca; Bivalvia; Venerida; Veneridae. The record is from RefSeq and is a predicted model, not a curated record.
AACAAAAUAUCAGGGUUUUCUUAUAUUUGAUAGCGUCAUUAUACAACAGCUGUCCGGGCAUAAAUAUUACAAAUAACGAGCUGAGCUAUAAUUGUGAACAUUAUUUUUCUGGAAUAAGAACAUCAAAACUUAAGAAGUUGUGAACAUAAAUAUCCUGACUGUUGUGACUUGUGUAAUCUAUUACAAAAAAUGGCUCAAGUUCUAAGUGCACUUGUACUGUUGAUGAUGACGAUUAUCCCAACCGUGACAGCAAACACAGAUCAAUGCGUGGGCAAAUCGUUCUUUCAACCUUGUGGAGAUGGUGGUAGAUGUGUAUGCCCGAACCUGAAUAAAAUCACCGAACUUAAUCCUAGUAAAAUAAGGGUGUGCUCGGUUGACACAAAAUUCGUCUGCAAAAGGCCAGAAUGUUUAAGUGUAAGCGGCAGAUUUCUCGAUCCUAAAAGGACGACAAACGGUGAUUAUCUGCAUUGUAAUGAUGACACAGAAUGUGGAAACCAUUUCAAGUGCACGUUUAAUUUGUGUUGCCCCGUGUAUCAGGGAAAGUUUUCUCGAAAAUAAUUACGGAAACUUCUCUCAUAUCCAAUAAACUGACCGGAAUGUAACAAAAACUCUAAAUAAAAUACUGUACAAGCAUUA